Papaver somniferum (opium poppy) is the source of this 1041-nucleotide messenger RNA. RefSeq names its product bidirectional sugar transporter SWEET14-like. Bases 96 to 974 code for a protein of 292 amino acids. The transcript is spliced from 6 exons. Gene Ontology annotation, cellular component: membrane. The record is from RefSeq and is a predicted model, not a curated record. Gene Ontology annotation, molecular function: sugar transmembrane transporter activity. Gene Ontology annotation, biological process: carbohydrate transport. NCBI's taxonomy places the organism in Eukaryota, Viridiplantae, Streptophyta, Magnoliopsida, Ranunculales, Papaveraceae.
GAUACAAGUAAAACCUAAAUUAUUCAGUACUGAGAGAGUUUAGUGGUAGAGAUAACUAAGUUUUUUUCUCUAUCUCACUCUUAUUGAAGCUAGCUAUGGGACUGUUCACAGUUGAGAAUCCUUUGGUUCUUACCUUUGGCCUCUUAGGUAACAUCAUCUCAUUAAUGGUGUACCUUGCUCCAAUACCAACAUUUUACAGAAUUUACAAGAAAAAAACAACUGAAGGGUUUCAAUCUUUGCCCUAUGUGGUUGCAUUAUUCAGUUCAAUGUUGUGGAUAUACUAUGCAUUCCUCAAAUCUGAUGCAACCUUUCUUAUCACCAUUAACUCGGUGGGAUGCGUCAUUGAAACUAUCUACCUCGCCAUGUACAUGGCUUAUGCAGCAAGGAAGGCUAGGGUCCAGACGACCAAGUUUCUCCUGUCCUUGAAUGUCGGUGUAUUUUGUUUGAUUCUUCUUCUCACUCUCUUGUUGGUGAGAGGGCCAAACCGUGUCGUAGUUCUGGGGUGGGUUUGUGUUGGCUUCUCUGUAUGUGUUUUUGCCGCUCCUUUAGGCAUUAUGCGGAAAGUUAUAAAGACAAAAAGUGUAGAGUUUAUGCCGUUCUAUCUGUCGCUUUUCCUCACAUUGAGUGCUGUUGCAUGGUUUUCUUAUGGCUUACUACUCAAGGACAUGUACAUUGCUCUGCCAAACAUACUAGGGUUCAUUUUUGGGAUGGGUCAGAUGAUCCUAUACGUAAUCUACAAGGGAGCAAAACCACAAAAAAUUGUAGAAAAUGAGGCUAAUAGUGUAGUCGAGGUCACUAGUGUCGAUACGCAUGCCACUCUUAUUGAUGUCAUUAACCUGAAGGAGAUUCUUUCCGACGGACAAAUUAUUAUUGUCAACCAUAACAAUAUUGAAGAUGUUCAUGAGCAACUCGCUAAAGAAAAGAACAUUGGAGGAGCAAUACUGUACCAGCACCAAAAUGUUAUUGAGAUUUAGUUAAGAAGUGUCUCUGGUACAUACUGUUUUGUGUAUCACACUUCUUUCUUUCUUUCUUUUUUUUUUU